UGGUGGAGGCUAUGGUGGUUGAUGAUUAAAAUUUUGCGAGAAAGAAGAGAGUAGGAAGAGAGAAAUGCGUGAUAUUAAGGCAUUAAUACACCAAUCACCUCUUUACUCAUUACCACUGCCUUCCACACACUCUCUCUCUUCUGUCCUAUGACUUGUCUCUGUGCUUUGAUAACUCCUCCAUUCACCAUUUUCCAAAACGGAAAACACAUUAGGAUUGGAGACUGUUUCACACUCAAAAUUCACAAAACAAGGAAAAUAAAUUAAACCCAGCAAACAGACAAAAAAAGAAAACUUGAGAGAGAGAGAGAGAGAGAGGGAAGAGCACUUAAUAUGUCAAACACAAAUCCAUAAAGACCAACCCCCCCAAUGCAAUGACCCAUCACCGCACUCCCAUUACUACUCCUACUACAUCCUCACCCGCCACCCACCACCACCGCAAUGUCUUCUUCCUCCGCUAGCAUGCUGUGCGUCGAAGACGCCAGCGAAGCAAUCUCCGACCACCCCUCUCCGCCAUCAUUGACAGCACUCUGGCAGCCCUACGACGAUGAUUCCGACAUCAGCGAACUCAUCGACGCAGAGGCGCGGCACAUGGCGUCGGCGGAUUACCUCCGGCGGUGCGGCGAUGGUUCGGUGGACGUGAGCGCACGGUUGGACGCCAUCAACUGGAUGUUAAAGGUGCAGGCAUUCUAUGAGUUCCAUCCAGUAACGGCCUUCCUUUCCAUCAACUACAUGGACCGCUUCCUCUCCCUCGUUUCUCUUCCGGUACGAUCCAGGUGGGCAUUUCAGCUACUAUCCGUGGCGUGUUUGUCUGUGGCGGCGAAAAUGGAGGAGCCACAAGUGCCUCUCUUGCUUGACCUCCAGCUUUUCCAGCCAACCUUGGUGUUUCACCCCAAAACCCUUCGCAGAAUGGAGCUUUGCCUCUUGUCUAAUCUCAACUGGACACUCCGUUCCGUUACCCCCUUCCAUUACCUUCAUUAUUACCUCACCAACCUCCCUUCUUCUUCUUCUUCUUUCAACCGGUUACAGUUACUCUCCGCUGCCUCCGACCUCAUCCUCGCCUCCACCCGUGUGAUUAAGUUCUUGGAGUUUCCGCCGUCCGCCGUGGCAGCUGCCGCCGUCCUCUGCUCAGCUGGCCACCACCACCCUCAUGUAUUCCACCACAGAGUAAACCAUGAAAUGGUGAGACGCUGUCACCAACUAAUGGAGGACUACGUGCUGGACACGUGUCCCGCAUCCACCACCAAAGCCACGCGAGGCCACCCGCCACCUCAGAGCCCCGUCGCCGUCCUCGACAGAGAAAAGAGGUUCCUUUUUUUCCCUAUAAAACACUAUUUAUAUCUCGAUUAUAAGACCAAGGGUCAUGAUUUGGUAGAUUCUUGGUCCGGCUAA
This is a messenger RNA of Arachis ipaensis, 1389 nucleotides long. NCBI's taxonomy places the organism in Eukaryota, Viridiplantae, Streptophyta, Magnoliopsida, Fabales, Fabaceae. The record is from RefSeq and is a predicted model, not a curated record.